Messenger RNA from Pseudocercospora fijiensis CIRAD86, 525 nucleotides. RefSeq lists its product as uncharacterized. The record is from RefSeq and is a predicted model, not a curated record. The coding region runs from base 1 to 525 and encodes 174 amino acids. Lineage: Eukaryota; Fungi; Ascomycota; Dothideomycetes; Mycosphaerellales; Mycosphaerellaceae. The transcript is spliced from 7 exons.
AUGAUUCUGAGUCUUAACAAGGUGAGCUUUGCUGGAGCAAAAACGGCGAAGCAGAUUCAUCACGUCACUCACCAAAUAGUCCUCCAAUUGAACGAGUGCUCAAGUCUCAUCGCCCUUGAGCACCCUUUGAAGCGAGAGCUCCCCCGUCAAAACCACGAGUCCGCGGAACGAGUAGAAAGACUCUUGCAGGAUCUCGCCAGCGCGCUGUAUUUGUUUCUCAAUGGGGGGCAUUUUGUUCUUUCCAGUGGGCAUCUCGGAUAUCUCCUUGCGCAGCUUUUCCAUCUCAUCGCUGCGACCACUAAAAGCAAAGGCUAUGAAGGUCAGCUGCGGCCACUUGGAAGAUCCUCAAUGGCCAAUCCAUCUCCCACUGCUAUCUAUGAGAUCAGACUUACAUGUGAUGUUCGUGGCCUCAAGUCGUUGUCGUCGGCGUUCGAAUGGAAAGGCAAGCGCAUGGCGUGCGGACGCGGCCACCUGCUUAGUAAAGAGCGGGAAGAAGGCCAGUCCCAGCCCCACAAGAGGAAAUAA